Molecule: messenger RNA, 1395 nt
Organism: Solanum dulcamara
Lineage: Eukaryota; Viridiplantae; Streptophyta; Magnoliopsida; Solanales; Solanaceae
Product: F-box/kelch-repeat protein At3g23880-like
Exons: 1
Coding region: 93-1259 (388 amino acids)
Molecular function (GO): protein binding
Source: RefSeq, a predicted model, not a curated record
UUAAAUAUAAUAAAAAUUAUUGCGAAAAAAGAAAAGUGGAUCCCCAACCUUAAUAAUAAACGCACUAAAAAGCGAAAUAUCAGCGGUAAGAAAUGAGUAAUGAAGCAACAUCCCUGGAGGAUCUUCCAUCCUCAAUCUUGUUACAAAUUCUCUCUACAUCACCUCCCACCACACUCUUAUACGUCAAAAGCGUCUCCAAAUCUUUUCUAAAUCUAACCUUAGAUUCCCAAUUUACAAAUCUAUCACGCUCAACAUCUCCAGCCAGCAUCAUCAUCAACCAAUUCAACUCUAUUAGGACAGCUUCUCGGACCAACAUCUUAAAGUUCUUGAAAUUCGUAGUCGAUAACUCCAAUCAUUCAUAUUGCCAUGAUCCAAAUUUUGAUCUUGAUCUGCAACUUUACUUUCCUGUUGAUACAUUUUGGCUGGUUGGAUCGGUUCAUGGUUUCGUUUCUUUUAAUUACUUUUUCGGUGAUGUUGAUAGUAUUUACAUCCUCAAUCCAACAGCUAGAGAAUAUAUCAUCCUUCCUGAGGCACAUGGAGUAAGAAAGUGGCCUAAUUUAGUCACUUAUGGCUUUGGUUUCGAUCCUGUUAGGUUCGAGUACAAAGUGGUUAGAAUUUACCAAGAGGAAAUCCGCGAUGAUGAUACUAAUGUUUCUCGUUAUUACAAGUCUGAAGCUCAAGUUUACACAAUUGGCAAAGGGUGUUGGACAAGUAGUGUAGGACAUGUCAUGUUCUGUUUUGGAUGCAGGGCAUACGGGGUGAAUCUAUAUGGAAAACUUCAUUGGUUGGUUUCUGAUGCUAAUCGAAAUGAGUUAAUAUGUUCGUUUAAUUUGGAGAACGAGUUGUUUGAAUCAUUCCCAACGGCUCCAGGCUACACUGAGGAAAAUUGUCCAAAUUUACGAAGUUUGGGAGUUUUUGGACGUUGUCUAUGUGUGUGUGAUAAUAAUGCAGAUAGUCAUUUUGAGGUAUGGGUGAUGAAAGAAUAUGGAGCUAUUAGCUCGUGGGUAAAAGAGAUUGUCAUAAACAUAAUUCCUGAAUGCAACAAUUGGUUGUGCUAUGAAAUGAUUUAUCUGUUGAAAGUUUUGGAGGAUGGAGAGGUGUUGUUCUUGUGGCGCGACGAUUUCUUGUUCUUGUACCAUCCUGUGAAGAAAACUUUGAAAAAGUUUGAUGUCUGUGAAGGGAACUUCUUGGCAUCUGCCCAUAUAUCAAGCUCCUUUUCUCUCAAGAAUUUUGAAGCAGAGGUCGUGAAUGUCUUUUAGAUUGUCAAAUGCAUGUAUUGUACUACUAAAGUAUAUUGUUAGCAUUCUGUUUUAUAUAUUUACUCAUGUCGACUGCAAUUCUUUGCUUUGUAUUAAAAGAAAAUUGGUUAGUAAGCUUAUGUUUUUAACCACCAUA